Molecule: messenger RNA, 597 nt
Organism: Prunus armeniaca (apricot)
Lineage: Eukaryota; Viridiplantae; Streptophyta; Magnoliopsida; Rosales; Rosaceae
Source: the annotation of a GenBank genome assembly
AUGGGAAAUUUUUGCUCCUACCUUGUGCAGUACGACGAUGGUGCUACAUCCGAAGGCUACCUUGCAUCAGAAACCUUUAAUUUCGAUUCAAAUUCAACUUCUCGAAAUGUAGUUUUUAAGUGUGGUAUUAAUCAGAUCAAAAUGGACAGUUAUGGCACUGGGGGUGACAUACAAAGCAGAACAGAUUUACCUCAGACGGUCUUGUUACAAUAUGGUACACUUAAUCCUUACUUUGUGAUCUUGCAAGACAUUAGUAUUGCUGGUUCGCGUCUAACAAUCCCAGCCAACUACGUCCAAAGGACAUCUGGUCGCGUUGGGACUAUAAUAGACACAGAAACUGCUUAUACAUUUCUUGUUAGACCAGCCUACGAAAUGUUGGAACGAGCACUUGUGAACUACUUCUCCAGGAUGGCUAGCGUGUUUCAGAUUCAUAGACAAAGAUUUUUCAAUUUGUGCUACCAAAGAACAACAACAAGAGGAGGGUUUAACAAUCUUCCAACAAUCACAUUCCAUUUUAGCAACGCGGAUCUUGCGGUGCAGCCUCAGGGUGCGUUUUACUUGGGUGAUACACAUAUGAAGCUAAUAGAAAGACAUUGA